AUGGCUGAGAAAGUUAACGUUGACACAGGAAGAAUGCUCAAGUCUAUCGAACCAAUCACCAAAAACAGAAAGACUUGUAUGCUUACAGAAAACAAUGGCCAUGUUGUAUCUGAAGCCACUAACAGCAAUCCUGCUGCAAGGGAGGAUGCAGUUGUCAAGGUGUUCUGUGCUCAUUCUGCACCAAAUUAUUCACUCCCAUGGCAACGAGUGCAACAACAUGCCUCAACUAGUAGUGGGUUUAUAAUAAGCGGGCGAAAGGUACUGACAAAUGUUCACUCUGUGGAGCAUUAUACUCAGGUGAAGCUCAAAAAGCGUGGGUCUGACGUCAAGUACUUGGCCAAAGUGUUGGCUAUCGGGAACGAGUGUGAUAUAGCUAUGCUGACAGUAGAAGAUGAUGAGUUCUGGGAAGGUGUCUCGCCAAUAGAAUUUGGGCCGUUGCCUGCUCUUCAAGAUGCAGUCACUGUUGUUGGCUACCCGAUUGGAGGAGAUACAAUUUCUGUCACAAGUGGUGUUGUUUCGCGCAUAGAGAUCUUCCCCUAUAAACAAGGUUCCACUGAGUUACUGGGAUUACAGAUUGAUGCAGCUAUAAACUCAGGAAACUCCGGAGGCCCUACGUUCAGUGAUACGGGCAAGUGUGUGGGAGUCGCAUUUCAGACCAGUAAAGGCGAGGAUGUAGAGAAUAUGGGUUAUGUUAUUCCAACUGCCGUUGUUAUGCACUUCAUCGAAGAUUAUGAGAAGAAAGAGGAAUACACAGGAGAUUUUACUAAAAACCUCUAUAAUGAAGCUCCUUCAUAUUACAUUGUUGUUGGCUUUGUCUUUACAGUUGUAUCCCUUCCAUUUCUCCAUUCCGAGGUGAAAAAUAUCCAACCUAACGUAGUUAUGAAACUGUUGGGCAAGUGCUUAAAUGGGAUGUCACAAUCAGAAGACGAACAGCUUGUUGUGAUCUCCCAGGUGCUUGCGGCGGACAUUAAUAUUGGGUACGAGGGGAUCAACCACACUCAGGUUCUUGCUUUCAAUGGUAAUCCCGUCAGCAACCUUAAGAGUUUAGCCAGUAUGGUGGAGAACUGUGAUGAUGAAUUUUUGAAGUUUGAGCUAGAUUACAACAAGGUAGUUGUUCUACAAACUAAGACCGCGAAGAAAGCAAGUGAAGAUAUUUUAACUCUGCUUAGUAGUUCUUACUUAAUUUUUUUAUUUAAUUUUUUACUUACUCACUUCUCUGCGGUUGAUAUUGUGAGACUGAAGGUGGUCUCAAACAAAGAGAGUAUCUUUUGCGGUCUCAUGGGUUAA
This is a messenger RNA of Papaver somniferum (opium poppy), 1287 nucleotides long. Its product is annotated as protease Do-like 9. The transcript is spliced from 8 exons. Gene Ontology annotation, molecular function: serine-type endopeptidase activity. Lineage: Eukaryota; Viridiplantae; Streptophyta; Magnoliopsida; Ranunculales; Papaveraceae. The record is from RefSeq and is a predicted model, not a curated record. Bases 1 to 1287 code for a protein of 428 amino acids. Gene Ontology annotation, biological process: proteolysis.